Messenger RNA from Cydia fagiglandana, 1737 nucleotides. RefSeq lists its product as uncharacterized. Bases 7 to 1737 code for a protein of 576 amino acids. Lineage: Eukaryota; Metazoa; Arthropoda; Insecta; Lepidoptera; Tortricidae. The transcript has a single exon. The record is from RefSeq and is a predicted model, not a curated record.
AGAAACAUGAGCAAGAUAGCUGCAAAAAUUGCAUUUUAUAAUUUUGAAUGGCGGUACGUUACUUUGGUGAUGUUUAACAGUGUUCAUUUAAUCGGUAUUGCGACAUUCUUGAGCCAUUACAAUCAAUCAGUUGUAGUGAAAAUGGGAGAAUUCAUACCUUACCACCGCUCUGUGAUACCACAGUUCGUGGUGGUCGGUGAGACAUCUUCCGAAUUAGCAGGUAUGCUUCGGUGGCUAGCCCAGAACCAGUAUGACACAACGGGAAACUUUGUCAUCCUGUGCUAUUCAACUGAAGAUAACACAUGCAACGAGAAAGAAAUCUUUGAAACUGUAUCGAGUGUGUUCAUUGUAAAUGUUUUAUUAAUAAAGGGUUCUCUUGGCGACGAAGAGCCCACCGUAUUGUCCUACUUUUUGGUUUUACCACAAAAAUGCAUGAACAGCGAACCUGUUAAACUAAACAUUAGUUUGAACUGCCCAAAUGAUACUUGUUUCAAAACUGCAUUCCCAGAAAAGUUUUCGAAUAUGCAUCAGUGUCCUUUUAUUGUUUCUACAUUCGAGCAACACCCGUUCAUGUAUUUGAGCAAUGAUAGUGCACCAGAAGGUAAAGAUGGUGAUCUUUUGACUUUAGUGGUGGACAUUUUGAACGCUUCACUUGUCAUAAGAACGCCGAAGGAAGACAGUGACUGGGGAAAAUUAGUGAAUAACAACUGGACGGGAUCUCUGGGCGAUGUGUUCAACGGCCUAGCUCACGCUUCGAUGUGCUCUGCUCCUCUGUCUCCAACUAAAUACGCAAAUUUUCAAAUUUCUUUUACAUACAGUUCUAUGGAUAUAGUUUGGGCUACGGGCCUGCCCGCCCUCAAGCCGUCUUGGGAAAAGCUUUUACAUCCUUUUCAAAUGACCGUAAGGGUCUUAAUUUUCUUCCUGUUUAUUGGGAUAAUUUUGUCGAAUACUUUUACUAAGACGCGUGUUUGGAGAAAAGCUAUACGUGCGCUUAGAAUUAGCCCGCCGAAGUCGAACUUACUGUUUUAUUCUUGGAUUGUUUUUAUGGGUCUGCCUAUUGUUAGAAUGCCCUCGAAGCCAUCUCUUCUAAUGGUGAUCGGAAUCUGGAUUUGGACUAGCGGUAUUAUCAGGACGGUGUACCAGGCGGAGCUGGUAAGCAUCAUGAAACAGCCUAUAUAUGAAAAGCCAUUUGAGACAUAUCAAGAUGCCUUGGCAACCAAAAGACCUUUUGGAGGUCUUUCCAUUUACAAGGAAUACUAUUCCGACGAUGAAUACGUUUAUGAAAAUUAUAUUGACAAAAGCUUAUCGGAAGCACGCCAAACUGUAGACAGGAUAUCAAAUGGAUCAUUGGAUUUCAUGAUCGCUAUGAAAAAAGAGUCAAUUUAUUUCAGAUUAAUGGAAUUUAAAGGUACAAGGCAAUUACAAAUAAUUCCGGAAAAGAUCGCAAACAGCCCAACCGUUAUGUUUUUCAAGAAGUUUUCCUUCCUAGCUACUCCUGUGAGUCGCAUCUUGAGUGUUUCUUUGGAAGGAGGGUUCAGCCAAAAGAUGUAUUCACGUUUCUUCGAGAGGGCGAUUUCAUUUCUUCACCACUCGAAGGACCAAGGCCCAAGUGCGCUACGACUUGAACAUUUCAUGGGUAGUUUCAUAAUCUUGCUGGGCGGUUGGAUUCUAUCUGCUAUUUUCUUCGCUGUUGAAGUAAUAUGUGGCAAAAUAGUUCUGGGUAAUGUUUAUUCUUAA